AUGAAGAAUUAUGUACUGCAACAACAGGGCAUUUUCCACAUUGAAUUGCAAUAUAGUCAUCCCAGCAAUGAGCAAACUCUUCUUCAAGUGACGAUUUCACUUAGCAAGGUAGAGCUUAGUGUGGGCGAAUCCAAAUUCUUCACGUGCACAGCGAUUGGUGAGCCAGACAGUAUAGACUGGUACAAUCCACAAGGAGAGAAGAUUGCAUCUAGUCAAAGAGUGGUCAUUCAAAAAGAAGGUGUUAGAUCACGGCUAACUAUUUACAAUGCAAAUGUAGAAGAUGCUGGGAUAUAUCGAUGUCAAGCAACUGAUGCAAAAGGACAUACUCAAGAAGCUACUGUUGUUUUGGAAAUUUAUCAGAAGCUCACUUUCCGAGACAUAAUAACCCCACAAGAAUUCAGACAAGCAGAAGAUGCUGAAGUGGUUUGCCAUGUUACUAGUUCACCUGCACCUGUUGUCAGCUGGUUGUAUCGAAAUGAGGAAGUCACAACUAUUGCUGACAAUCGAUUUGCGAUGUUAUCAAACAACAAUCUCCAAAUUCUUAAUAUCAAUAAAAGUGAUGAAGGAAUAUAUAGAUGUGAAGGAAGAGUUGAAGCUAGAGGAGAAAUCGACUUUCGGGAUAUCACAGUUAUUGUCAACGUUCCUCCAGCAAUUACUUUGCUACAGAAGUCCUUUAAUGCUACAGCAGAUCGGGGAGAGGCAAUUACUUUAUUCUGUAGAGCCACUGGCUCUCCUGAACCUGAAAUCAGUUGGCAUAGGAAUGGCAAACUUAUUGAUGAAAGUGAAAAAUAUAUUUUGAGAGGAAGCAAUACAGAAUUAACAAUCAGAGAUAUCAAAAAUAUUGAUGCAGGUCCUUAUGUUUGUGGAGCAAAAAAUAAAGCAGGAAAUGAUAAAAAGCAGACAUUCCUCCAAGUUUUUGUACAGCCUCAGAUAAUACAUCUUAAAAAUGAAACCACAUUUGAAAACGGUCAAACAACACUGAUAUGUGAGGCAGAAGGAGAACCUGUACCAGAAAUUACUUGGAAAAGAGCCAUCGAUGGAAUAACUUUUUCUGAAGGUGACAAGAGCCCAGAUGGCCGUAUAGAAGUCAAAGGGCAGCAUGGAAAAUCGUCACUGCAUAUUAAAGAUGUGAAGUUGUCAGAUUCAGGGAGAUAUGACUGUGAAGCUGCAAGUAGAAUUGGUGGGCAUCAAAAGAGCAUGUACCUUGAUAUUGAAUAUGCUCCAACAUUUGUGUCAAAUCAAACCUUGUAUUAUUCUUGGGAAGGCAAUCCUAUCAAUAUAAGUUGUGAAGUACUAUCUAAUCCUAUAGCUUCAGUUCACUGGAGAAGAGGAAAAUUAGUUUUACCUGCAAAAAAUACUACCCAUUUAAAGACUUACAGUGCAGGAAGAAAGCUGAUAUUAGAGAUUGCUCCCACAUCUGACAAUGAUUUUGGGCGAUAUAAUUGCACAGCUACUAACAGAAUAGGAACAAGACAUCAGGAAUAUACCCUUGGGCAAGCUGAUGUGCCAUCCAGUCCCUACGGAGUAAGAAUUAUAGAAUUGUCACAGACUAUUGCAAAGGUCUCUUUCAAUAAGCCAGAUUCACAUGGAGGUGUGCCCAUUCAUCAUUACCAAGUGGAUGUGAAAGAAGUUGCUUCAGAAACUUGGAAAGUAGUGCGCUCCCAUGGAGUUCAAACAACGGUUGUUCUUAGCAAUCUGGAACCGAAUACAACAUAUGAAAUCAAGGUUGCAGCUGUAAAUGGAAAAGGACAAGGAGAGUAUAGCAAAAUUGAGAUCUUUCAGACUUUACCCGUUCGUGAGCCAAGCCCUCCAUCAAUUCACGGACAACCAGGCAGUGGAAAGAGCUUUAAACUUAGUAUAACUAAACAGGAUGAUGGCGGAGCCCCCAUAUUGGAAUAUAUCGUGAAAUACAGAAGUAAAGAUAAGGAAGACCAGUGGCUAGAGAAAAAAGUACAGGGUAGUAGAGACCACAUAAUCUUAGAGCAUCUGCAAUGGACCAUGGGUUAUGAAGUGCAAAUUACUGCUGCCAAUAGACUGGGUUAUUCCGAACCAACAUUGUAUGAGUUCAGCAUGCCACCAAAGCCCAACAUUAUUACUGAUACCCUUUUUAAUGGCCUUGGGCUCGGUGCAGUCAUUGGCCUAGGAGUAGCAGCCCUAUUGUUAAUCCUUGUUGUGACUGACGUCAGCUGCUUCUUCGUACGGCAAUGUGGAUUGCUAAUGUGCAUUACUAGGAGAAUUUGUGGGAAAAAGAGUGGCUCCAGUGGAAAAAGUAAAGAACUAGAAGAAGGAAAAGCUGCAUACCUGAAAGAUGGAUCAAAAGAGCCAAUAGUGGAAAUGAGAACAGAGGAUGAAAGAAUUACCAAUCAUGAAGACGGGAGUCCAGUAAAUGAGCCAAAUGAAACAACACCACUCACAGAACCUGAGAAACUGCCACUAAAAGAAGAAAAUGGGAAAGAAGCUUUAAAUCCAGAAACUAUAGAAAUCAAAGUUUCUAAUGAUAUCAUCCAGUCAAAAGAAGAUGAUAGCAAAGCAUAA
Messenger RNA from Terrapene triunguis (Three-toed box turtle), 2535 nucleotides. It is a transcript of the gene NCAM2, whose product is annotated as neural cell adhesion molecule 2. Gene Ontology annotation, molecular function: protein binding. The transcript is spliced from 18 exons. NCBI's taxonomy places the organism in Eukaryota, Metazoa, Chordata, Testudines, Emydidae. The record is from RefSeq and is a predicted model, not a curated record. Gene Ontology annotation, biological process: cell adhesion. The coding region runs from base 1 to 2535 and encodes 844 amino acids. Gene Ontology annotation, cellular component: membrane.